Hordeum vulgare subsp. vulgare (domesticated barley) is the source of this 4576-nucleotide messenger RNA. RefSeq names its product putative disease resistance protein RGA4. The record is from RefSeq and is a predicted model, not a curated record. The coding region runs from base 16 to 4503 and encodes 1495 amino acids. The transcript has 2 exons. Gene Ontology annotation, molecular function: ADP binding. Lineage: Eukaryota; Viridiplantae; Streptophyta; Magnoliopsida; Poales; Poaceae. Gene Ontology annotation, biological process: defense response to other organism.
CUUCUGAGAGUUCCAAUGGCGGAGCUGGUGGCCGCCAUGGCCAUCCGGCCACUGGUGUCCAUGCUGAUGAGCAAGGCGUCCAACUCCCUCCUGGACCAGUACAAGGUGAUGGAAGGAAUGGAGGAGCAGCACAAGAUUCUUAAGCGCAAGCUUCCGGCCAUCCUCGACGUCAUGACCGACGCCGAGGAGCAGGCGACGGAGCAUAGAGAUGGGGCGAAAGCCUGGCUCCAGGAGCUAAAGGCAGUGGCCUAUCAGGCAAAUGAAGUCUUCGACGAAUUCAAGUACGAAGCACUCCGCCGUGAAGCCAGGAAGAAGGGGCACUACAGAGAGCUUGGCUUCCAUGUAAUUAAACUCUUCCCCACUCAUAACCGUUUUGUGUUCCGUCACAGAAUGGGUCGCAAGCUUUGUAGGAUUCUGCAGGCCAUUGAGGUCCUCAUAGCAGAGAUGCAUGCAUUUAGGUUCAAGUACAGACGACAGCCGCAGGUGUCCAAGCAGUGGAGGCAGACUGAUUGUGUUAUCACUGAUCCACGAGAAAUUGCCAGCAGAUCCAGACACAAAGAUAAGAAGAACAUUAUUGAUAUACUAGUUGGUGGAGCUAGCAAUGCAGAUCUCAUAGUUGUUCCCGUCGUUGCAAUGGGGGGCCUCGGCAAGACCACAUUAGCACAACUCAUAUACAAUGAUCCUGAAGUUCAGAAGCAUUUCCAGUUGUUGAUCUGGGUAUGUGUCUCUGACACCUUUGAUGUGAACUGCCUGGCUAAGAGUAUAGUUGAAGCAUGCCCCAAGAAAAAUGAUGAUACAAACAAGCUACCACUAGAAAGACUUCAAAAUUUGGUCAACGGGCAGAGGUAUAUUCUUGUAUUGGAUGAUGUGUGGAACAGGGAUGUCAAUAAGUGGGAACGGCUGAAGGUCUGCCUUGAGCAUGGUGGUACCGGUAGUGCAGUGUUGACAACAACUCGUGAUAAACGAGUUGCUGAAAUUAUGGGUGCAGAUAGACUCUAUGAUCUCACUGUUUUGGAGGAUAUCUUCUUAAAAGAAAUUAUUGUGGAUAGAGCAUUCAGUUCAGAGAAGGAAAAGUCUCCCAAGCUACUCAAGCUGGUUGGUGAGAUUGUGAAGAGAUGUCGUGGCUCUCCUUUAGCUGCAACUGCACUCGGAUCUGUACUUCGUACCAAGACCAGCGUGGAAGAAUGGAAGGCCAUAUCAUCUAGAAGCAGUAUUUGCACUGAGGAAACUGGAAUUUUGCCAAUACUCAAGCUUAGCUACAACGAUUUGCCAGCACACAUGAAGCAGUGCUUUGCUUUCUGUGCCAUAUUUCCCAAGGAUUACAAAAUUAAUUUGGAGAAGCUUAUCCAACUAUGGAUCGCAAAUGGCUUUAUCCCGGAACAUGAGGAAGAUAGUCUUGAAACCAUUGGAAAACUUAUUUUCAGUGAGCUAGCAUCAAGGUCAUUCUUUCUGGACAUAGAGGAAAGUAAAGAAGGGUAUUAUUCUGAUAUGGGAAAAGACUAUUAUACCAUAACUACAUGCAAAAUCCAUGAUCUUAUGCAUGAUAUUGCACUGUUUGUUAUGGGAAAGGAAUGUGUCGUUGCAAUUAAGGAACCAAGUCGAACCGAGUGGCUUUCAGAUAGUGCUCGACAUUUGUUCUUCUCAUGUGAAGAAGCAGAAGGUAUUUUGAAUGAUGCUUUGGAGAAAAAAUCUCCUGCCAUUCAAACACUGAUAUGCAAUAGUUUUAUGCUAAGCCCAUUGCAACAUCUUCUAUCAAAAUACAACACUUUGCAUGCCUUGAAGCUCUGCCUGAUAAGAAAAUCGUUUCUACUCAAACCAAAGUAUCUGCAUCACCUGAGGUACCUUGAUCUCUCAUUCAGUGAAAUUAAAGCACUUCCUGAGGAUAUAAGUAUUCUGUAUAACCUGCAAGUGUUGGACCUUUCGAAUUGUCGUUAUCUUGAACGGCUUCCAAGGCAAAUGAAGUAUAUGACUUCCCUCUGCCACCUCUACACUCAUGGAUGUAAGAAGUUGAAGAGCAUGCCUCCAGGACUUGAAAAUCUCACUAAGCUGCAGACACUCACAGUUUUUGUAGCAGGAGUUCCUGGCCCUGAUUGCAGUGAUGUUGCAGAGCUGCAGAAUUUAAACCUUGGUGGUCAGCUAGAGCUAUGCCAGGUAGAGAAUGCUGAAAAAGCAGAAUCAGAAGUGGCAAACCUUGGAAACAAGAAGGAUCUCAGUGAAUUGACAUUAAGAUGGAGUAAGGUUGGCGAGAGCAAGGUGCUCGACAAUUUCAAACCUCAUGGUGGGCUGCAGGUUCUGAAGAUAUAUUCCUAUGGAGGAGAGUGCAUGGGUAUGUUGCAAACCAUGGUUGAGAUCCAUCUUUUUCAUUGUGAAAGAUUGCAAUUUUUGUUCAGGUGCAGUACAAUCUUCACUUUUCCAAGAUUGAAGGUGCUUACACUAGAACAUUUGUUGGGUUUUGAGAGAUGGUGUGAAAUAGAUGAGAAGCAAGAGAAACAGGCAAUAUUUCCUGUGCUUGAGAAGUUGUUUAUUAGUAAUUGUGGUAAGUUGGUAGCAUUGGCUGAAGCACCCUUGUUGCAAGGACCUUGUGAUGAAGGUGGUUAUACAUUUGUACACUCAGUGUUUCCUGCCCUAAAGGUUCUCAAAAUGGAAGACUUAGAGAACUUUCAGAGAUGGGAUGCAGUGGAAGAGACUCAAGGAAAACAAAUGUUGUUUCCUUGGCUGGAGGAACUAUCAAUUAAGAAAUGCCCAAGGCUGACAGCAUUACCUGAAGCACCAUUGCUGCAAGGACCUUGUGGUGAAGGCAGUUAUACAUUCGUAUGGUCAGCAUUUCCUGCCCUAAAGGUGCUCGAAAUGGAAGACUUAGAGAGCUUUCAGAGAUGGGAUGCGGUCGAAGAGAUUCAAGGAGAACAGAUAUUGUUUCCUUGGCUGGAGGAACUAUCAAUUAAGAAAUGCCCAAAGCUGACAGCGUUACCUGAAGCACCAUUGCUACAAGUACCUUGUGGUGAAGGUGGUUAUACAUUGGUACACUCAGCGUUUCCUGCCCUAAAGGUGCUCAAAAUGGAAGACUUGGAGAGCUUUCAGAGAUGGGAUGCUGCUACUGAAGGAGAACAUAUAUUGUUUCCUCACCUUGAGAAAUUAUCAGUUCAGAAAUGCCCACAGCUAGUAGAUUUACCUGAGGCACCAAAACUUAGUGUAUUAGAAAUUAAAGAUGGCAAGCAAGAGAUAUUCCAUUGUGUAGACAGAUAUUUGUCUUCAUUGAACAAUCUAAUAUUGAAGCUAGAAUACAUAGAAAUAACAUCAGAGGUUGCUUGCACUUCAAUUGUACCGGUGGAAAGCAAGGAGAAAUGGAACCAAAAAUCCCCCCUUACAGUUAUGCAGUUAAGUUGCUGCAACUCAUUCUUUGGAGCAGGUGCACGAGAGCCAUGUGACUAUUUUGUACAUCUUGAAGAGUUGAAAAUUGAUAGAUGUGAUGUGCUCGUCCACUGGCCAGUGAAAGUGUUCCACAGCUUGGUAUCCUUGAGAAGAUUAGUGAUUGCAGAGUGCAAAACUCUGGCUGGAUACACACAAGCUCCUCUUGAGCCAUCAGCAACUGAAAGGAGUCAAUGCCUGCCAGGUCUUGAGUCUUUUAAGUUAGAAGAUUGUGCAAGUGUGGUAGAGAUGUUCAAUGUCCCGGCAUCUCUCAAGAUAAUGUAUAUUCGGUGGUGCCCUAAACUUGAGUCCAUUUUUGGCAAGCAGCAGGGCAUGUCCGAGUUCAUUGAAGGUUCUUCUUGCUGUGAGGCGACCGUGCAUGCAGCUGUAUCAGAGUUGCCAUCCUCACCCAUGAAUCACUUUUGUCCAUGCCUAGAAGAUCUAUCUUUAUUUCGAUGUGGAAGCUUACCAGCGGUUCUAAAUCUGCCUCAAUCCUUAAAGAGAUUAGAUAUGUCUCGCUGUAGUAGUAUUCAAGUCCUGACAUGUCAGCCGGGUGGGCUCCAGAAACCAGAAGCCACUACCUCCAUAAGCAGAAGACCUAUCCUGCCAGAGCCACCAGCAGCAGCAGCGACAGCUGCAAGAGAGCAUUUACUUCCUCCCCAUCUCGAAUGUCUAUUAAUAGAGGACUGUGCUGACAUGUUGGGUGGGACACUCCGUCUGCCUGCACCUCUCAAGAGACUAUACAUUAUUGGCAACAGUGGGUUCACAUCGCUGGAGUAUCUGUCGGGAGAGCACCCCCCAUCGCUGGAAAUCCUUGAUCUUGAAAACUGCAGUACCCUGGCAUCCUUGCCGAAUGAUGCGCAAGUAUACAGGUCUCUCUGGCGUCUUGAAAUUACAGGCUGCCCUGCUAUAAAGAAGCUCCCUAGAUGCCUACACCAGCGACUUGGCAGCAUCGAUGACGAUUACAAAGAACUAGAUGCCCGUUAUGAAGUAAUGGCAUUUAAACCAAAGACAUGGAAGAAAAUACCAAGACUAGUCCGUGAGCGGAGGGAGGCUGCUCUAGAAGCCAGGAAAUUCCAGCAAGCCAUGCAGGAGUAAGCAGGGCGGAAACCACAUAGAAACGCCAUGGAUUCUGUUUGCUUCGAAUAAUGUACUAUUAGGUCGACUGGCU